Aureobasidium namibiae CBS 147.97 is the source of this 951-nucleotide messenger RNA. RefSeq names its product beta subunit of citrate lyase. Bases 1 to 951 code for a protein of 316 amino acids. Gene Ontology annotation, molecular function: magnesium ion binding; catalytic activity. Gene Ontology annotation, biological process: oxaloacetate metabolic process. The record is from RefSeq and is a predicted model, not a curated record. Lineage: Eukaryota; Fungi; Ascomycota; Dothideomycetes; Dothideales; Saccotheciaceae. The transcript has 2 exons.
AUGGCCGCUUCACCAAUCGUGCGUCGGGCACUUCUCUAUGUCCCCGGCUCAUCAAUGCGCUUCCUCGAAAAGUCACGAGGCGUGGCCGUCGACACCAUCUGCUACGAUCUCGAAGACUCAGUGACCCCCGGCAAAAAAGCAGAAGCACGAUCAAAUCUCCAAACCAUUCUAUCUCGAGAGCGAGUAGCAGGCAUCAAAGAACAAGCUGUUCGCAUCAAUUCCGUGGAUAGUGGUUAUGCACUCGACGACCUGACUCAAGUGCUCAAAGCACCCAAUCUCGAUGCUCUGGUUGUUCCAAAAGUAAACAGUGCCUCUGAUUUGCAUUUUGUUACUGAUGUUAUUCGUCAUGCUCUUCCUGAGCGACAUGGACCAGACGCCGAGUCUCCUCUUCGAUUGAUCGCUUUGAUUGAGUCGGCAAGAGCAGUCAUGGAUCUAUCCGCCAUUUGCAAGGCAUCGCCAUAUCUGAGUGGUUUGAUCUUUGCUGCUGAGGACUUUGCGCUUGAUCUGAGUAUCACACGGACACCCGACCUCAAGGAGUUUCUGUAUGCCCGCUCGGCCAUUGCCACGGCGGCUAGAGCUUUCAAUCUUCCGUCCACCAUUGAUUUGGUCACGACUGCGUUCCGUGGCGAACAAGGUCAGCAGGUGCUCAAGGAGGAAAGUGAGGGUGGUAAGAGGAUGGGAUACAACGGCAAACAAUGCAUCCAUCCCAGUCAAGUCGAGCUGGUGCAGGACAUCUUUAGCCCUAGCAAGGAGGAGGUGGAGUAUGCCGUCAGAGUGGUGAUAGCAGAUGAGAAGGCAGAUGUCCAAGGCAGAGGCGCAUGGACAUUGGACGGAAAGAUGAUUGACGUGCCUGUGGUAGGCAAAGCCAAGGCAGUCGUCAAAAAGGCAGAGUUGUGUGGCCUCGAUGUCGCAUCUGUGCGAGAAAAGUUCAAGGAUCAAGAACCAGAGUAG